This is a messenger RNA of Leptidea sinapis, 2929 nucleotides long. It is a transcript of the gene Rab18, whose product is annotated as ras-related protein Rab-18-B. Gene Ontology annotation, molecular function: GTP binding; GTPase activity. The record is from RefSeq and is a predicted model, not a curated record. The transcript is spliced from 5 exons. Bases 244 to 855 code for a protein of 203 amino acids. Lineage: Eukaryota; Metazoa; Arthropoda; Insecta; Lepidoptera; Pieridae.
AACCAUAUCAUUUAUUUUGUUUGUAAAUCGCAAUUUGUGAUUUUCCAAUUUGAAUUAUUUCAAUUUUAUUAUUAUUUGUAAUCCGGAAAUUACGAAAACAGUGAUUAAGCCAGAUAUAUAAUUUACUGCAUGUCACUACUUCCUGAAAAUAGUGUUGUUAAGUGUGAAGGAUUGUGGUUACUUGUGAAGGACUCGUGAAUACACAAUAAUAAAUUGAACUAUUUUUGUUGUUAUCAUAUUACAAUGGAUUACGUUACAACAUUAAAAAUCCUAGUUAUAGGUGAAAGCGGUGUGGGAAAAUCCAGCAUAAUAUUGGCAUUCACAACAGGAGAUUACAAUUCAUCAUUUCCAGCUACUAUUGGAGUAGAUUACAAAUGCAAAGUCAUGGAGGUAAAUGGUGUUAAAGUGAAACUCGGAAUUUGGGACACAGCAGGGCAGGAGCGCUACAGAACACUUACAAAUAGUUUUUACAGGGAUGCACAUGGGGCAAUAUUAGUUUAUGAUGCGUCAGAGCCAAAAACACUGGCGAAGCUUAAUGAAUGGGUGGAAGAGUUGCAGGUAUAUUCAACUAAGAAGAAUAUUGUAUGCCUUGUGGUUGGAAAUAAAAUCGAUAAGCCGCGCAUGGUGUCAAGAGAAGCUGGCCAAGCAUUUGCCCAGAAGCACAGAAUGCUGUUUAUAGAAAGCAGUGCAAAAACACAAGAAGGCAUCAAUUUGGCUUUCGAAGAACUAGUGCAGAAGAUUAUAGAAACGCCUGGCCUCUGGGAGUCGAGUCCGUCAUCGAACAUUCGGAUAUCGAACGAGGAUCGAAGACAACAGGAGCAAUCUUCUUGUUAUGACUACACCUGUUCUAUAUAGUUCAACCUUUUACCCCACAAUACAGCUAAUGGAACAGUAGCGUAACUCAGCGGUCCCCUUGAAAUUUAUACCUACCUAUAUACGUCUGGGUGGAGCGCUAGGGUUGCCACGUACACAAAGUACGUACGGCGUGGCACUCAAUAGCUUUGUCUUUCAAAGGGGCGGGACACACAGAAAAGAACACUUAAGACUAGGACGCGUCGCAGACAGGUCUUAAGGCUAAAACAAACCAACGCGUUCAAUUCGCGUCCGCGGUGGCGAUUACAGCGCGUGCAAAAGUUGUGUACACUGUCGCGUUUGUUCGUGCGUUCACCAGGCUGGAGCCACGUCAUUUAACUACAAUGUUCUCUGAUACAGAUAGUGAAAUUGAAGAAGUUCUACUUCUGUCUGCUCUCAUUGAAGAUGAAGAGGCACAAGAUUCUUCCUAUUUCGUCCCACACCUGGUCCUUUUUUUUAGUAUUCCUAUAAUUAGAUUGAGAAGUAUCGUAUAACAAUGGGUAUUUGUGAACCUCAUUUAUAAUUCCUUCCGUAUCCAUUUUCUCAACAAAAAUAGCUGCGUGCAGCGUCCAAACAGAGGACGCCUCGAUGUGGACACGUCGCUACAAGUUCGUAAGCAAAAACUGAUCGCCAUCGUUGACGCGAGCUGUAUGCGUUGGUUUGCCCUAGCCUUUAGACGAGUCGCUGUUAAAGUAUAUGAAAGAGACAGGGUGCGGAUAGGAUGCAUCUGGCUUGUCUUCGCGUCUAUCUAGACUGCGUUUCUUUGCAUUUAAGUGUCUGCUUUUGGGAACACAACAUGUCUCCUUCAGAAGACGAGAAUGUUCUGGCUUUGGUUCAACUUGCUAACAUUCAAAGGGUUAGACGUUAUUGGUUACAUCCGGUAUGGCGCAGCAAUGAAGAACAUAGAUUUUUUAAAAUAAUAAAUAAUUUGAUAAAAAUUUCAAUAAUAAUUGUAAAAAACACGUCUAACCUAGACGCCAGUGUAAGUGCAACUGCGAGCGCGCGGGUGCCCCGUGUUCCAAAAUCAAAAUACAAACUACCGCCCGCGCACACCUUUAUGCCGCGUUUAGUCGGCGCCUCGCCUUUUCUGUAUAUUUAUAUAGGGUGCAGUCGUAGAACCGUCGUGUCCGCGUCUCGCUCGCGCCCUGUCUUUACUGUUAACUUGGUGUCACGACGCUUCUAUACAUUUUGUAUGAAAGUUUACUGAAGGGGAACGGCGUCUGAGACGCGUCCUACGGUGCUACUCAUGUAAUUUCAAAAUCGUUGACGCUAAUUUUUGAUCCUGUCCACGUUUCGCUCUAGAUUCGUAUUCUCCUAUCAUUUCCCGCGAACGUUAACUGAAGCGGAGACGUGCGUUAACGAUAUUUGGUGUACCAAAUCUGAAAUAUUUCGUCUACUACUAAUUACCUAUGCUUUAAUGUGUGAUGCUUUAAAUUGUCAACUAAAACGUCAAUAUUUUGCAGAAAACGUAUCGAUCUCCCUUGGAUCACCCAACAAUUGACAUUUUAGAUCUUGUUACGAGUAUACGCAUCAUACGAUUUCCCUAAAUCGGAACGUAACUUCAUCACAAUCGGAACUUCACCAUCAAUUGGUGUUACAAGAAUAUGAAAAUUGGUUUUUUGACAUAAGGUCGCUUCGAUCCUAAUCUCUUUUGUUACGAGAAAAGGGUUACUGGUCUUACGUCUUAUCUGUGUCUCCCGCCCCCAAGAUUGCUUAGCGGCUGUGUUAAAUGUGUAUAUGUGUGCGUGCGUCGAUUCUGGCGCUCUAUUAUGAAGUUAAGUACUGUUCUAUUACCUACGGUAUUGUGAAAGUGGUCACCUAAAAAGUACAAGUUUGACGCACACAUCAAAUUUUAACUGCGUAGUUCAAAUGGCUGUAAAUAAAACGGAAUAGAAAACAAUUUUAUUUAUCUCACUAAAUUAUUAUAAUUAUUGUUAACACGAUGAAUUGGUGUAAUCCCGGCUUAAAUGGUGUGUGUAUAAAACUUAUUAAGCUUACCUGUAAUUAUUGUGAUAUUUUAUAUGCCUGUGUAAUGUGUAUGUAAAUAUAUUGUAAUUAAAUUGUAUCGCAAUAGGGA